Lytechinus pictus (painted urchin) is the source of this 1959-nucleotide messenger RNA. RefSeq lists its product as uncharacterized. Bases 1 to 1959 code for a protein of 652 amino acids. NCBI's taxonomy places the organism in Eukaryota, Metazoa, Echinodermata, Echinoidea, Temnopleuroida, Toxopneustidae. The transcript has 3 exons. The record is from RefSeq and is a predicted model, not a curated record.
AUGUGGGAUCGGAUUGCAUGCGUUGCAGGGCCGUACUGCAUGCGCCCUCUAUCGCCUCAUCUAGAACUUUGUCUUUCUUUAGUGCCAGUAACGUACUGGUCAGUUUGCGACACAUUCGAUCUGUGGGGUCUUUCUUUAGCGAAUGAGGAUAAAUGGGUUGUUAACCUAUCCUCGAGACAGAUCACCUCCACCGAGGAGCAAUUGCUUAAGAAAGGCCUCGCCUUUGCCGUGUCGCCCCCAAAAUUGCCCAUUACCGAGAUUGUAGCUAAGGUUGAAACCGCGGUCAAGUUUAUUGAUCCAGUUUCGGCCGAUGCCGCACGAAAAGAUGUAGAUUCCAUUCUACAGAGAGCACGUCCUCCGAAACCGAAUACCACAAGAGAGAUGCGUGAUGCUCUUAAGACACUCAAGAAUGAUGAUAGCAUCACAAUCCUCCCUGCGGAUAAGGGUAGUGCCACAAUCAUUCUAGAUAGUACCGCCUACGAAGACAAAAUGACCGAGCUUCUGAGCUCUGGUCCGUAUAAAAUGCUAAAGAAAGACCCCACAGAUCGAAUGUGUCGCAAACUGACCAGUACGUUACUGGCACUAAAGAAAGACAAAGUUCUAGAUGAGGCUACAUACAAAAAGAUAAAGCCCACACAGAAACAGCCACCUAGAAUAUACGGGUUGCCCAAAAUACACAAACCCGGGAUACCUCUCAGACCAAUAGUAUCAUGCAUAGGUUCAUUUGCCUAUAACCUAUCAAAGUACCUGGCGGACAUCCUGUCCCCUCUCACUAACUGCUCAGAACACACGGUUUCCAACUCCAGUGAAUUCGCUGAAUUCACAUCGGAGCAGACAGUUAACGAACAGGAAUCCAUGAUCUCUUUUGAUGUAGUCUCCCUCUUCACUAACGUACCGAUAGAGGGCGCAUGCAGUACGGCCCUGCAACGCAUGCAAUCCGAUCCCACAUUAUCAGAACGUACCACACUUAUGCCCGAACAAAUAGCCGAACUCCUGGAGUUCGUCCUCAGAUCCACAUAUUUUCUGUACAGAGGCUCUUUCUAUGAGCAAACAGAAGGAGCAGCAAUGGGUAGCCCAGUCUCAGCGGUUGUGGCUAACCUAUAUAUGGAAGGUUUUGAACAGAACGCUUUGCCCAAGUGUCCUUCCACAUGCCACCCUCGGGUGUGGAAGAGAUACGUCGAUGACACUUUCAUAAUCGUAAAUAGAUCCGAAACAGACAGCCUACUCUCAUACAUGAAUAGCCAGCAACCGUCCAUCCAGUUCACUCUGGAGACUGAGCAAGGAGGGAAAUUAGCAUUCCUUGACACGCUAGUCCAAAGACACGAGGGCGGGAAACUCUCCACCUCUGUCUACCGCAAGCCCACUCAUACAGACCAAUACAUACCAUUUGAUUCUCAUCACGACAAAUCGGUCAAGAAAGGUCUUGUUAAAUGCCUGUUCGACAGAGCAGCACGUAUCAUAACUCACCCACCUGAACUCCCGAAAGAAAGAGCACACAUACGUGGCGCCUUGUACAGCAACGGCUACCCACGCCGUUUUAUCAAGAACACUUUCAAGAAAAAACUACCACCAAGGGAUCAGAAGGUUUUCAAGACUUGCACAGUCUUGCCAUACAUAGAUGGCCUCUCACAACAACUUAAACGCCGAUUAGAAGGUCACGGUAUCCGAACGGUUUUCCGCUCGGACACCACCUUACACAAACAGCUUGUACACCCCAAAGACCCUAUCCCUGAUCACAGACGUGAUGGCGUAGUAUACAACAUUCCUUGCCAGGGAUGUGACGGGUCUUACAUCGGAGAAACAGCCCGACCGAUAGUUGAACGCAUUUCUGAACACAAGCGCGAUGUUCGGUUACAGCGAACCGACACAUCCGCGGUGGCAGAACAUGCUUGGGAGAAACAACACCACCCAGAUUGGGAGGGUCUUAAGCCAUUGUCAUGGCAACCAAAUAACAUCUAA